AUGGCCAAGAAGGCCACCAGCAUCGUGGCUUGGAUCACCAAGAGUGUGGCCAUGCCGGUACCGCUGUGGCGGGGGGACAAACCGGGGGCGAAUUCCCUGCCGCUGCCGUGCCCUCAGGCCCUGCCCGCCCCUUCGCUAAGGCGCCCGGGGCUCUGCGAGCGGCAGGCUGCCGGCAAACGCUGCCGCUCCCUUCCCGGGGAGGUCUCGGCGGGCGGAACGCUGGGCGGGGGCUGCGGGGCGCGGGGAGCCGAGCGGGGCGCACCGGGGCGCGGGCCCGAGGGGGCCGCUCUGAGCGGCGGACGCGGCGGCGGUGCGGGCCGGGCCGGCAGGAUGAGCGCGGCCCUGGCGCAGGUGCUGUGCCUGAGGAAGGAGGUGUUGCUGAAGCAGCUGCUUGCCCUGAGCAGAACAGCAGCUCCCAGAGAAGGUCCCUUGUGUGCUGCAGGUGCUGCACCCCUGAGCUGCCCCAGGCACUACAGAUCCCAUCCUACUCAUGGCAUUGGGAGGUAUAAAUACCUCCUCCCAAAGGAGGCCCCAAAGAAGAAGAGAGUGCAGAUGAGAGAGAUCAACCCUGGGACAGAGCAUGAGUAUGGAGACCUCAACAUCCAGCUGACCUCCCACGACCUGUGCCAGGUGGAGCUCUUUGCGCAGUACCUGCACAGGCUCUGCAACCGCCUCCGCCUCAGGGUCACCGAGAGCUAUGCCAUGCCCACCAAAACCGAGGAAGUGCAGUUCUUGGAGGAGAGAGGAUCCAAAAUGAGGCUGGAUGCUGUCCUCACCACUCACCAGAGGGUUGUCCAGGUGACUGGUUUGAGCUCAACCUUUGCUCCCAUACUCUUGGAUGUUAUUCAGAGCAGUCAGCCUGAGGGGGUCCACCUCUUGGUGAAAGAGCACACAGAAGCUGACUUCAAGAGCAGACUCAAGUCCAGACCAGAGCUUGAAGAGCUGCUGGCCCAGAUGAACUGAGGUGAAGAAGGCUCCAAGCAUGUCAGAGGCUUCUCCUCCUCCUCCUCUGUGGCUGCUGGAGCCUCCAGAAGGUGACUUUGGGAGAGCUCUUGUGGAUCAUUUGGGGAAGUGGAAGAAGUUUCCACUCUUGCUCUUAAUAAAGACAAAUCAGUGUUGGGA
This is a messenger RNA of Pogoniulus pusillus (Red-fronted tinkerbird), 1122 nucleotides long. RefSeq names its product mitochondrial ribosomal protein L48 (gene MRPL48). The record is from RefSeq and is a predicted model, not a curated record. Gene Ontology annotation, cellular component: mitochondrial ribosome. Bases 1 to 963 code for a protein of 320 amino acids. Lineage: Eukaryota; Metazoa; Chordata; Aves; Piciformes; Lybiidae. The transcript has 9 exons.